Messenger RNA from Pocillopora verrucosa, 1455 nucleotides. Lineage: Eukaryota; Metazoa; Cnidaria; Anthozoa; Scleractinia; Pocilloporidae. The record is from RefSeq and is a predicted model, not a curated record.
AUGCGCUAUUCAUUUCCAGUUUGUUUUAUCGCUGAUUUCGUGAUAUGCGUUGCCCUGUUACAUGUUGCGAGAUCUUCGUUGCUCAUAAGCGGUAACGAAACACCAUCUGUCAACAUUAAUCACUGCGACAAGAUCUUGGUUUGUAACUGUGACUUAAAUCAAGACUCUAAUGUCAGCAAGGCCAUAAAAGCGCUUGAAACAAAGCUGGAAAAACUCAUUGCUUUGGUUAACAGAACCGCGCCUCCGCAACCACAACAAGCACCAGACUUCUGUGACGCGGACCAAUGCCGCACCUUGGAGUUUGCACCUGAAAAAGCAUUCGAUGGUAUACGGCUGAUCAAUCAUUUGAUCCGCGUCGUCGAAGUCAAUGUUGCAAGAUUUUGUGAGAACGUCUGCUACAUGGAACCUGACUGUGUCAGCAUUAAUCUUGAUAAAAGGGCAGAUAGAAAUGGAAAUUAUAAAUGUGAGCUGAAUAAUGUAACUCGUGAAGGACACAAGAAGGAUCUGAGGGAGGAACAAGAUUCUUUUCAUCAUUCAGCUGAGAGCGCCUGUGUUACAAACCACUGUAAGAAUAAUGGCACUUGUCAGAGCGGUUUUACUGACAAAGGUUAUCGCUGUUUGUGUUCUGCUGGAUACAAAGGUAGCAACUGUGGUCAAGACGUUGACGAGUGCGCUAAAAGAACACAUACAUGUAGUGCCAAUGCUGUGUGCACCAACACCAAGGGAUCGUUCAAGUGUACAUGCAAAACUGGAUACUUAGGAUAUGGAAAUAUUUGCACUAAACCCUCAACGUGCAAGGAAAUCUUCGAUCAUAAUAUAUCGAACAAGAGUGGCAAGGUUAAUUUGCACUUAGACUCAAAACCAAUUUCUAUUUUCUGUCACAUGGGAGACUUUGGAUGCGGAGAUGGAGGAUGGACGCCGAUCAUGAAGAUUAAUGGCAACAAGUAUACCUUCCAUUACUCUUCCCAUUUCUGGAAGGACAGAAGGACCUAUCAAGAUGCUGCUGGCAAGAAUGGCUUUGACUUACAGGAAACAAAGUUACCAACCUACUGGAAAACACCCUUCUCCAAGAUCUGCCUCGGUAUGAGGAUUGGACGACGACUCAGGUUCAUCUUUAUCAACAAGACAGCGAACUCUUUGUAUUCAUUGAUCGCUGACGGGAAAUACCGCGCCACCUUACUGGGUCGUGACACGUGGAAGAAGGUGGUUGGUUCGCAAGCCUCUUUGCAGCGAAACUGCAACAAGGAAGGGUUCAAUGUUGUAAGUGACAACCGUGGUUUCUAUAGAGCAAGAAUCGGCAUCAUUGCUAACCAGCAGAAUGACUGCUUUACUUGCAAUUCCAUAAUCGGGUUUGGUACUGCAGGAUAUCUUUUUUCGUGCGGAAAUAAAGCAAAACAUCAGCCUGAUAAUGGAGACAAGAACAUCCGAGCCAUGGGGUACAUCUUAGUGCAGUGA